This is a messenger RNA of Salvelinus fontinalis (brook trout), 4882 nucleotides long. RefSeq names its product NACHT, LRR and PYD domains-containing protein 3-like. Gene Ontology annotation, molecular function: protein binding. Lineage: Eukaryota; Metazoa; Chordata; Actinopteri; Salmoniformes; Salmonidae. The transcript is spliced from 9 exons. The record is from RefSeq and is a predicted model, not a curated record. The coding region runs from base 889 to 4158 and encodes 1089 amino acids.
GUACCCUGCACAUUGACUCAGUACUGGUUCUCCUUAUAGUCUCAUUAUUACCUCAACUACCUGGUACCCCUGCACAUUGACUCAGUACUGGUACUCCUUAUAGUCUCAUUAUUACCUCAACUACCUGGUACCCCUGGACAUUGACUCAGUACUGGUACUCCUUAUAGUCUCAUUAUUACCUCAACUACCUGGUACCCCUGGACAUUGACUCAGUACUGGUACUCCUUAUAGCCUCAUUAUUACCUCAACUACCUGGUACCCCUGCACAUUGACUCAGUACUGGUACUCCUUAUAGUCUCAUUAUUACCUCAACUACCUGGUACCCUGCACAUUGACUCAGUACUGGUACUCCUUAUAGUCUCAUUAUUACCUCAACUACCUGGUACCCCUGCACAUUGACUCAGUACUGGUACUCCUUAUAGUCUCAUUAUUACCUCAACUACCUGGUACCCCUGGACAUUGACUCAGUACUGGUACUCCUUAUAGCCUCAUUAUUACCUCAACUACCUGGUACCCCUGCACAUUGACUCAGUACUGGUACUCCUUAUAGUCUCAUUAUUACCUCAACUACCUGGUACCCCUGCACAUUGACUCAGUACUGGUUCUCCUUAUAGCCUCAUUAUUACCUCAACUACCUGGUACCCCUGCACAUUGACUCAGUACUGGUACUCCUUAUAGUCUCAUUAUUACCUCAACUACCUGGUACCCCUGAACAUUGACUCAGUACUGGUACUCCUUAUAGUCUCAUUAUUACCUCAACUACCUGGUACCCCUGCACAUUGACUCAGUACUGGUACUCCUUAUAGUCUCAUUAUUACCUCAACUACCUGGUACCCUGCACAUUGACUCAGUACUGGUACUCCUUAUAGUCUCAUUAUUGUUAUUUUAAUGUGUUACUUUUUCCUUUUUUUAUUUACAAGGUACAAGGACAAGGUAGCACGUCCGGUGAACAGGUCAGAGAUCCAAAGUCACAGGCAGACCAGCGGAAACUGGAUCAGCAGCACUACAAGACCAAUCAAGCAGGAGAGACCAGCCUCCCCUGUACCCAGCUGUGUGUCCAUGAAGAGUGACUGGUCUAGGGAUCAACCUCUAAACUUUAAAAAGGGAGACUUUUCUACUGAACAAAGAAACCAACAGGAGAGAUCAGAGUCAGAGAUUCUCAGUGGUCAGUCUUCCCAGAGUCAUCAAACAGACCUGGCCUCCAUAUUCAGUUUGCUUGAAGAGAAUAUUAUGACAUUUGUGAAGAACGAGCUGAAGAUGUUCAAGAGGAUUCUUAGUCCAGAACUCCCAGAAGGCAUUGAGAGUCAGAAGCAGGAUAAGGAAGUGGUGGACGCUGAAGAUGAGAAGCAGGAGAGCAGUGCCAGAGAGGGGGCUCUGAAGAUCACACUGCACGUCCUGAGGAAAAUGAACCAGAAGGAGCUUGCUGACACACUGGAGAAAUAUGAGCUUGCUGUGUUUUGCCAACGUGAACUCAAAUCUAAUCUAAAGAAGAAGUUUCAAUGUGUAUUUGAGGGGAUCGCUAAACAAGGAAACCCAACACUUCUCAAUAAGAUCUACACAGAGCUCUACAUCACAGAGGGUGGAACAGGAGAGGUCAAUAAUGAACAUGAGCUGAGACAGAUUGAGACAACAACCAGGAAACAAGCAAGACCAGAGACUGCAAUCAAAUGUAACGACAUCUUCAAACCCUUAACUGGACAAGACAAACGUAUCAGAACUGUGCUGACAAAGGGAGUUGCUGGCAUUGGAAAAACAGUCUCUGUGCAGAAGUUCAUUCUGGACUGGGCUGAAGGAAAAGCAAAUCAGGAUGUCCAAUUUGUAUUUUCAUUCCCUUUCCGGGAGCUGAAUUUGAUGAAAGAGGACAAACACACUUUCAUUGAACUCCUCAAUCACUUCUCAAUGGAAACCAAACAAUCAAGAAUCUCCAUCUACAACAAGUACAAAGUUCUGUUCAUCUUUGAUGGUCUGGAUGAGUGCCGACUGCCCCUAGACUUCCAGAAGAACAAGAUCUGUUGGGACGUCACAGAGUCAACCUCAGUGGAUAUUCUGCUGACAAAUCUCAUUAAGGGAAAUCUGCUUCCCUCUGCUCUCCUCUGGAUAACUACCCGACCUGCAGCAGCAAAUAAGAUCCCUUCAGGGUGUGUUGACCAGGUAACAGAGGUACGAGGGUUCAAUGACCCACAGAAGGAGGAGUACUUCAGGAAGAGAUUCAGUGAUGAAGACCUGGCCAACAGAAUCAUCUCACACAUAAAGACAUCAAGGAGCCUCCACAUCAUGUGCCACAUUCCAGUCUUCUGUUGGAUUUCUGCAAUAGUCCUUGAAGACAUGCUGAAACAUAAGAAAGAAGAGAUGCCCAAGACUCUGACUGAGAUGUACACACACCUUGUGGUGUUUUAUACCAAACAGAAGAAUGAAAAGUAUCUUGGGAAAGAAGAAACAGGUCCACACUGGAAUAAAGAGAGCAUUCUGUCACUGGGAAAACUGGCUUUUCAACAGCUUGUGAAUGGCAAUCUGAUUUUCUAUGAAGAAGACCUGAAAGAGGCUGGCAUUGAUGUCAAUGAAGCCUCAGUGUACUCAGGAUUGUGCACACAGCUCUUUAAAGAGGAAUGUGGGCUGUACCAGGACAAGGUGUACUGCUUUGUGCAUCUGAGCAUUCAGGAGUUUCUGGCUGCUGUAUAUGUGUUCCUCUCAUUCAUCAACAACAAUGAGAAUCUAAUGGCUGAACCGCAAUCAAAGUCCAGGAACUUUUCUGUGAGAAUCAAACAAAGGCGUCAAGUUACUUUCUACAAGAGUGCCGUGGAUAAAUCCUUACAAAGUGAGACGGGAAACCUGGACCUGUUCCUCCGCUUCCUUCUGGGCCUCUCACUGGAGUCCAAUCAGAAGCACUUACAAGGUCUACUGACAAAGACAAGAAUCAGCUCACAGAGCCAUGAAGAAACAGUCAAGUACAUCAAGGAGAAGAUCGGGGAGAAUCUCUCUCCAGAGAGGUGCAUCAAUCUGUUCCACUGUCUGAAUGAACUGAAUGACCAUUCUCUAGUGGAGGAGAUCCAAAGAUACCUGAGCUCAGGAAGUCACUCAAAACCCAAACUGUCUCCUGCACAGUGGUCAGCUCUGGUCUUUGUGUUGCUGACUUCAGAAAAGGAGCUGGAUGUGUUUGACCUGAAGAAAUACUCCAGAUCAGAGGAAGGUCUUCUGAGGCUGCUGCCAGUGGUCAAAGCCUCCAGAGCUGUUCUGCUGUCAGGCUGUGGAGUCACAAAGGAAGGCUGUGCUUCUCUGGUCUCAGCUCUGAGGUCAAACCCCUCACACCUGAGAGAACUGGAUCUGAGUAACAAUGACCUGAAGGAUUCAGGAGUGAAGCUGCUCUCUGCUGGACUGGGGAAUCCCCACUGUAAACUGGAGACUCUGAGGCUGUCAGGCUGUCUAGUCACAGAGGAAGGCUGUGCUUCUCUGGUCUCAGCUCUGAGGUCAAACCCCUCACACCUGAGAGAGCUGGACCUGAGCUACAAUCACCCAGGAGACUCAGGAGUCAGACUGCUCUCUGCUGGACUGGAGGAUCCCCACUACAGACUGGAGAAACUCAAUGUGGAACAUGGUGGAGAAAACAGAAUGAAACCUGGGCUUAGAAAAUAUGUCUGUGAUCUCACACUGGACCUAAACACAGUAGACAGACUGCUCUCUCUGUCUGAGGAGAACAGAAAGGUGACAUGGGGGAGAGAGAAGCAGCCGUAUCCUGAUCACCCAGAGAGAUUUCAGGGCUGGGGACAGGUGCUGUGUAGAGAGGGUCUGACUGGGUGCUGUUACUGGGAGGCAGAGUGGAGUGGGAUAAGGGCUGUUAUAGGAGUGACAUAUAAAGGAAUCAGCAGGAGAGGAGUGGGAGAUGACUGUUGUCUUGGACACAAUGACAAGUCCUGGAGUCUGAUCUGCUCUGACGACAGUUACAUUGCCUGUCACAAUAAGAAUUCAACUUUCAUAGACGUCCCCUCCUCCAGCUCCCACAGAGUAGGAGUGUAUCUGGACUGGUCAGCCGGCACUCUGUCAUUCUAUAGAGCCUCCUCUGACACACUGACCCACCUGUACACAUUCACCUCCACAUUCACUGAGCCCCUCUAUCCAGGGUUUGGGGUUUGUUUAGAUGGCGACUCAGUGUCCCUGAAAUAAUAACCGGACACACACACAGACACUGGACUGAAUCAUACUGGACACACACACACACACACACACACACACACACACACACACACACACACACACACACACACACACACACACACACACACACACACACACACACACUGGACAGAAACACCCCGGACACACACACACACACACACACACACACACACACACACUGGGCACACACACACAAACUGAACACACACACACACACACACACACACACACACACACACACACUGGACACACAAACACAAUCAAACUGGACACACACACACAUACAAACACUGGACACACAAACACAAUGGACACACACACACAAUGGACACACACACAUCACUGGACACACACACACACACACACACACACACUCACUGGACACACAAACACUCACUGGACACACAAACACACACACACACACAUUGGACACACACACACUGGACACACACUGGGCACACACACACACGCCCUGGACACACACGCACAUUGUACACACACUGGACACACACACACACACACUGGACACACAUUCACUCUCUGGACACACACACACACUGGACACACAUUUGACACACACACACAAACUCGACACACACACACUGGACACACACAAACAACAGCACAAACACACACACACACAGCAGACACACACAAACAACAGCACAAACACACACACAGACACACACACACAGCAGACACACACACACAC